Cladophialophora yegresii CBS 114405 is the source of this 1182-nucleotide messenger RNA. RefSeq lists its product as uncharacterized. The record is from RefSeq and is a predicted model, not a curated record. The coding region runs from base 1 to 1182 and encodes 393 amino acids. Lineage: Eukaryota; Fungi; Ascomycota; Eurotiomycetes; Chaetothyriales; Herpotrichiellaceae. The transcript has a single exon.
AUGGCAGUCGAAAUGGGCCAGGCCAUAAUUCCAGCUUGGAAGAGACUCGGACUGAAACUCAAAUUCGCACAAGAGGUAUCUGAGACGCCUUCUAAAAAUGCCAACAUCACAGCCGAAACCCAAGCUAGAGUUAAUCCAUCCGAAGACCAAGAACCCAAUACGUCAGAACGACCAAGGAAGAAGCGGAAGACUGACAGCAAGCCCAAGGAAAUUCGGGCACACUCAUCACCCGCUUCGGACCACUCCCAGAAGCCUACAGCGGGCGACAAGGUGGCCUCGGGAGUGAACCCGAAGAAACAAGUGUCUUUCUCCGCCGACACGAAGGGCGCAUCUGCUACAACAAAUGACGGCCUCGUACCAUUUGAGUCGACCAACGGAGAAGCUCAGGCCUCGGCAGCAGGCAAGAAGCCGCCUAGGAGGAAGGCGGCCAAGAAAUCCCAGCAGCUUCCUGUUCAAAAGGCUAACACAGCACUCGACUAUCUCACCCAAUAUGAUAUAGCACGACCAAGCUGGAAAUUCAAUAAAAACCGAGAGACUUGGAUCCUUAAACAUAUUUUCUCUGAAAGCGAUAUCCCUCGAGACUACGACUUUGCGCUAUCGAGAUACAUCCAUGGGCUGAAAGGCGUCGGAGCGCGCGAACGGCUGAAGUCGCAAUGCAUGGAGUCGGUGGCGAAGGGAAAUGGCGGGCAGAAAGAUGUUAACGACGCCGGGAACUCGUUCGCGUCAGGAAGAGAUGAGCAGUAUGCUCAACGUUUCAAGAGGGAAUUGUCCGAAUCGACGAGUUCAGAUUCAGCAAACGAAAACAGUACCGACCAAGACCUGGAAUACCGAUCUUGGAUCCGAGCGCAGCCACGCUCGAAGCUCUUGCUGUUGGCCAUCGCCGUGGACGGUGUUUCCCUCAACCUGAACGGAUCGGGCCCGAAAUCAGAGCCCGAGCAGGCCGGUGAUGCUGACAACGGCCCACCACCAAAGGUCAAGAAGAGGAAGAACAGAACCGCGGUCGUUGAAUAUGACAGUUCCAGCUCCAGUUCCAGCUCGGACUCAAGCGAGCCUGAGAGCGAGAGCGAGAGCCAGAGCGAGCAACGUGGCGUGCAGGUGACAAAUGACCAAACAUCGGAGGACGAGACUUCAAGCAGUGGUAGUGACAGCGAGUCCAGUUCUGAUGAUGACUCUCGUUCAUGA